CCCGCAGGAGCUGGAGGCGAUGAGCAGAUACACCAGCCCGGUGAACCCGGCCGUAUUCCCGCACCUCACCGUGGUGCUGCUGGCCAUCGGCAUGUUCUUCACUGCCUGGUUCUUCGUCUACGAGGUGACAUCCACCAAGUACACGCGGGACAUCUACAAGGAGCUGCUGAUCUCGUUGGUGGCCUCGCUCUUCAUGGGCUUCGGAGUCCUGUUCCUGCUGCUCUGGGUCGGGAUCUAUGUGUGAACCCUCCGGACGUGGGAUCCUGGGAAGCUCUUUUUAUAUUUCUUUUGUAUUUCAGCAAAAAAAAAACCAAAAAACAAACCCAACAAUCCCUCCUGUACCAGGUGUGGCGUGUGACACCUGAAUAAAACUGACUCUGUGACA
This is a messenger RNA of Empidonax traillii (willow flycatcher), 385 nucleotides long. RefSeq names its product transmembrane protein 258 (gene TMEM258). Gene Ontology annotation, biological process: protein N-linked glycosylation. The record is from RefSeq and is a predicted model, not a curated record. The transcript is spliced from 2 exons. Gene Ontology annotation, cellular component: membrane-bounded organelle. NCBI's taxonomy places the organism in Eukaryota, Metazoa, Chordata, Aves, Passeriformes, Tyrannidae. Bases 20 to 244 code for a protein of 74 amino acids.